GGGCGCGGGGUGAGGCCGGGCCGUGCCGUAGCAACCGGGCGGUCUCCAGGCUCACAGCGGCACCGAGCGCGGCCGGGCAGGCGGCGGAGAGGCCGCGGCUGGAGGCAGUGAUUCCUCAAGGUUUCAGAAUAAAGCAAAGAGGAGCUGCCAGUCAAGAGAUCUAUCAUGACUGCUAAUCCAUCUAAGAGACUUGCCUGGAGUGACUAUGCCUUUGAUUCAAAGCACAGGCAAGAUCCUGAAGAUUUCCAUGAGGUUGACAAGAAGAAAUCAAAAGAGAAGAAAAGGAGACUGGCAGUUGGUCAGUGGAGAACAGAUGUACAGUCCCUUGUUUCUUCUUCUAAAUGGCUUCAGCGUUAUGGUCUCAAAAGAAACAAAUUGUCCCUGUCCCAAAUUUUGUCCCAGAUUGGAUUCCAGCACAGGAAAGAUUAUGUGACCACCUUGGGGAAACCUGUGGCUUCUCGAUAUGCAGAUGGUCUGUUUCCUCAGUACAAGAGAGCACAAGAUGGCAGCGUGUAUAAUCUGACAGCCAAAAAAGAACUGAUUCUUCAUUUUGUGGAUUGUCUAAUUGGAGCUAUUGAGCUAUAUAAGCAGCGAAUGGAAUGGUUAACCAGUGAGAGCCGGCAGAUAUUUGGAGUGAUUCAAGAACAGUGCAUUGUCAUUGUGUUGGAUUUUGGCACUGCAGCUCCAGCUGAAUUUGAUCUAUGUCGGGAUGCACUUUCUAUGGUGCUUGUGGAGCAGGUGAUACAAAUUUCCAGAUUCAACCUCAUUCGGGCUGCUCAGGAUCUUAUGAAGUGGCAACAGAAAUGUACUCCUGUGUCUGAGCGUACUGUAAAGUCUGCAGUUACAUGGCUCUGGAAGCUGGAGCAUAUGACAGCUGUCAGCCGCACCAGCUCUGCUGAAGCUCUGCUGGAAGCCAUGGGUGAUGAAGCGGUUGAAGCUAUUUAUUACUUUGCUGUGGGGGAUGUUCCAGUGGACACAAAGCAGCUACUUCUUGAGAAGAUUUCAGAUGUCUCCUGUCCAGUCAACACAGUGUCUUUCAAUGCUAGGGAAGAUGAAACUAUUAUUUUUCUGAAGGAGUUGAGCCACUUGGCCUCUGGCAGAUUCCAUGCUUUUGCUGAGAAGAAUAACUGUAGAGAUGCUACUGGACCUGCACUAAAAUGUGAAGAGGAUGGAAAAGGAUUAAUUGCCCUGAGCUCUGGAAAAGUGAAAGAGAGAAUGCCACUAGUAGCUGGUGUCCGUGAAGAUGUGUUUUUGAUCUGGAGGGAGCUGGAGGAAGCCAAGAGUACAGUGAGACAAGUUCAGGAAAUGUUAUCAGAAUCUGACCAGUCUGCUUCUCAAGACGCAAACAAAGGUGAUCAUCCAUUAUCAAAACAUAUAACUGACAAAUAUUUGACUUCAGAGAAGUGGUUGCAGAAUUAUGGCUUGAAAGCUCGGAAGCUUACACUGUAUGAUGCACUUGCCGAUAGUGUUUUUCAACAUGUAGAUGGGCCUGUUGACAUAAAAACUAAACCAGAGGAUGAAUGCUCACAAACUGAUGCUGAGACAAAGAGGAAGAUAAUUCAUGCAAGAUACUGUGACAAGUUUGUACAUACUCUCUGGAAAGAUGGAUCUGUAGUUCAUGUAUAUGUUUCUACAGAAAAGUAUAAGCAAUAUGAAGAGAAAAUGAGGACAGCUCUCAGACAAGUAGAAGGAAGGAUUAAGUGGCUUCAACAAGGAAGCAGAGGGCUUUUUGGAAAUGUGUUUGAAGAUGAUGUCUAUAUUCUUAUUGAUACAUCCCAGUCUAUGAGCAACAAGCUGCCACUAGUGAAGGAAAAAAUAUUUCAGCUAAUGCAGGAGCAACUGAGACACAAGAAGAGAUUUAACUUUGUGAAAUUUAGUGCCCAAGCAGUGGCAUGGCAAGAGAAGCUUGUUGAAGUUAAUGAGGAAAAUUUGCAAGAUGCUUGGCUUUGGAUAAAAGGGCUUGAGGCUGGAAGUUCCACAAAUACACUCAAAGCUCUCCAGAUUGCUCUUUCUGAUGCUGACACUCAGGCUAUUUAUCUCUUGACCGAUGGGAGACCUGACCAGCCCCCCCAGAUAAUUUUGGCUGAAGUCCAGCUUCACUGUAAAAUUCCCAUCCAUACUGUAUCCUUCAACUGUGAUGACAUAGAAGCCAAUAAAUUUUUGUAUGAACUAUCUACUAAAACAGAGGGGCGGUUUCAUUAUUACCACAUUUAUUUGAGUGAUCCUGAUACUACAGAGUUUAUUGUUAAUAAAGACAUACAUCUUUUGAAAAAAGAAAUUGAUCAAGGAGAGAAAGAUCUAGAGAAAGUGAAGACCUUUCAUGAGAAAAGUCUGAUGAUGAAUUCUUAUAGUGAAGAAAAUAAUCCGGAGAAGAAGAGUAGGUCUUGCUGUGCUUCAGAAGAGCCAUCAGUACCAUCACAUGAGCAAACCAGGCAAAGCUCUGCUGCCAGUCCAGCCCAAAGAAAGAAAGCAUUAUAUGCAGAUCAAACAAAGACAAGUCUGCAAAUCCUGAACCGUGGUGUGAAAUUAAGGGAAGAAAGCCCAGAGGAAGGAGUGUCUCCAGAGGAAAAGAGUUUUUCUGUCAAAAAGGGAGUGAAAUGUACAACCAUUUUCAAAGGCAAGUUGACAGAACAAGAAGUGUCGGCUGGGAAAGAUGGUAAGGAUUCUCCCAUUACAUUUUCUCUCUUUUCUAGCUCUCUAGAUGUCUCUUCAGCUCUUUGGUUAAAGACUCAUGGCUUGGCUGCUAGGCAGCUCACCAUCAUGGAUGCCUUAGCUCCUGCAACUGUCCUUCACAGUACAAAAUACAUCGCAGUUCUGGACAAGCAUGUAGUUUCUAAAGUAUUUGAUAAGAUGUUACCAUUGGCCCAUGUUAGCAGUGACAAGAAGGGGAUUGCACUAAUUAAUCCUUGGGCAGUGAAUCUUGAGGCCUAUAAAAAGAAGCUGGAACAAGCAAUUAAAUCCUAUGAGAGGCGCCUGAACCUAGUUAUUUGGAGAGCACUAUCUCAGGAGGAAAGAGACAAAUUUGAAGAGGAUGGGCCAGUCCAAUAUAUACAGCAUAAAGAAACUUUGCUGGAGGCUUUAGAGAAUCUGGGAUGGCCAGUUUCCUAUGAAGAUGUAAAAUUGUUAGAAGAUGAGAUAUUGACAGCAUUAACAUAUAUACAACAAGCCUCUGAUCUUCAGGAAACUGUCAAAAAGGAAAUUGAGAAAAGCUCAGAAUCACACAUAAGCAACAAUAAAAAGAGAUUUGAAGAAGAAAGUGGGAAGCUGAAGUCUAAGACAAGACAAAAGUGUCAAAUAUUUGUGACUCACAAAAGCCAAAAGGUAAUUGCAAGAUCAGAUGUCACAGGAUUUUAUUAUCCAGGAACUGUGAUAAAGAAUAUUAGUUCUACCUGUGCACUUGUUUACUUCAGCAAUGGAGAGAGCUGUGAUGUCCCUGUCAAGUUUACUAUACCUGUGGGAGGUGCUAUGCCAUGCCCACAUCUGCAGGUUGGAGACUAUGUGUUUGCCAGAACUGGGACACGGGCAGAAAAUGAAUGUUACGUACCUGCCAUUGUCAUAGCAACACCACAGAGGGUGGAGACAGGUGACAAACUCUACACAGUACUGCUGUUCAACAACAAGGAGGAACACUGUAUAAGAAGUGAGCUCAUUAAAAUCAGCCAAACCAAGUAUGCCUAUUCCUGCGAGUACAUAAGAAUGGUGCAGACAGUGGAUUGUGAGAUCCUGGAUGGUGAGACUAAAAAGCCCUGCCCUCACCCACCUGUGGAAGAUGAAGGAGGAGAACAAGCAAAGAAAAGUAUAGUGAAAGAAAAGAGGGGAAAAAAGAAAAAGAAGAGGACAACAGUAGACAAAAGGCAUCCCAGGGAGACAAUGUCAAACUUGGAUAAUCUUUCCUCCAGAAGUGAAGUAAAACAGAGAGGAAGAAAUUCACUGUCUAGCAAUAAGGAAGAAUUUAGAGGUAAAGAUGUGGCUCUGAAAGUGUAAGGAAUUAAUAAUUUGUGAUGGGCCUUUAGCUAUUCCCCACACAAGGAACGGGUUUCUGCAUUUCUGGGUGUUAGCCAAGUUAGCUUUCCCGUGUCUUAUAUGAUGAAAUUCUUUCACCUCCUUUAGAAACUGUUCUUGACACUUUCUCAGCGUGUGUUUUCACAGCAGUGGCAAGAAAUGAAUAAAGCAUGUUCCAGCAUAUGCCACCUUAAUUUCCAUAACAGUUGUAGUAGCAGUGAGAAUGCAGUAACACCAAACCUUAAUUCCUGCUUGUAAGCAGAGUAUUUAUUCCAGUCCCUCUUCUGUUUGUUCUUUGUUAGAUUGAAGUUAUGUCUAUAUUGAGGGUUUUUAAUUAUUGCACCUGUAGCUCAAUGCUUCAGAGGUUAAAUUGCUUUUGUUUUAUGAGCUGGCUCAGUUAAAGCUGACAGCAGUACCUCUACUCCCUGUCACUCUGGAGCAGGGAGUGGGCUAGUGUAGGCCUGCCAUUACAUGUCUGUCAGCUCUUAAUUUUCAAGAUCCUGCUGUCAGUGGAAAGAUAACAGGAUUUUUAUCCAUACUUGCUAGGUGUACCUCCUUGUACCAUUUAAAAUAUGUUUUCAAAGGCCUCAUUAUUUAUUUACUUUCAGAAGUGAUGGGUUAUAAAUUCACUCAAUCAUCAUGUUUUCAAUCAACUUGAUUUGGCUCAUCUGAAUAUUCCUUCUGUGUUCUCUCUCAUCCUUUAAAGAUUGCCUGCAAAUUCCAUAUACAUUGCUGAUAGUGGGUAUUAUGGUCACCAUUAUAUAAUGCACAUUUUAAGAGUGGCCUGAUCAGAAUUACAUGACAGCAGAGGUGUUGGGCUUGUCCAGUGAAAAACCAUGAUUUCCAAAGGAGGGGCUAUGUCGUUGGAAAUGCUGUUAUCCCAGACACCUUCCUUUUGGACUUUUCGAGAUGCAGAUUCUGAGGAAAGGUGAAAUAAUCCUAAUGUGAUGAGCAACUCCUUUAACUGAUUCCCUGCAGCUUGGAGGAAAGAUUAUACCAGAGCAUUGGUUAUCUAGGCAUUUUAAUCCUGCCUAGAUUUAGCAAAUAAUCUCACAGUAUUCUAACAAGGGUUCAAUGUCAUAUGCAGGUCAAACAUGCUGCAGAAGGUACCUUGUCCUCUUCUUGUGACACUGUAAAUAUUGAAGAUGGGUUUUUUCCCCUAAAAUUUAUUUUCAUUUACAUAUCAUUCUGUGUUUUAUCAGAAAGGGAAAAGUCAGAUCUGAUAAAGAUGUUAAGUAACACUAUAUGGUCAUCCUCACAUGGUUUCAUUAGAUACCUCUUUAUCCAGUCUCUCUACGUGACUGUCUAUUUCUCCUCUUUGGGUGUAGAUAGUUGCCCCAUUUUCAUACCAUGCAAAUGUUUCCGAGCACGCUGUGUAAGUUACAUAAUUUUGUAAGUUAUAUCAAAUAUGCUACCUGACCCCUGAUAUACACAUCUUUUUACACUGUGUUAAUGCUGGAUUUCAUUUUAAAGAUGAAGAGAAUAAAGAAAACAAAUUUGCCUGGCAUUUUUAUUCCUUAUGCUCAACUUCCAAUCAAGUAUGAACUAUUAGUUUACACUUACUGCUUGGCAGUUCAAUAUGUGUUGAGCACCAGUGAGAUUCCUCUAUGCAGGUUAACACUUUUCCUUAGAAGUUGUCAUAUUUGAUUUCAUUGAUGUGGGUAGGUGUUAAAUAACAUGGAUGAGGAGUUGGAAAGCCCUGCCAUUCUAAAGAAUUAUUCAGUUAGUCUCUGUGGACCAGGUAUUAAAAAUAUCAGAUAUCUAACAAUGGACUUUGCCUUCAUGGAGUUUUUGUAGCACUGAAAUAAGGCUGGAUAUUCAAGUCAGGAGCCUGAACUGCACAAGAGAGGUAAAAUACCCUGUUUUCCUCUUCAGACCCCUGUAUUACUCUGAAGUCUCAAAUAUCGCCCUUCAUAUGCUGGACACACCAAUGCUCAUCAGAGUGAUCCCUUUCCAGGUUUUCCUAGUAGUAGCCUUCAUUACUUCAUUAUUUUUGAUCUGUUUAUAUCAAAGGCAGACUUUU
Messenger RNA from Motacilla alba alba, 6025 nucleotides. It is a transcript of the gene VWA3B, whose product is annotated as von Willebrand factor A domain containing 3B. Lineage: Eukaryota; Metazoa; Chordata; Aves; Passeriformes; Motacillidae. The record is from RefSeq and is a predicted model, not a curated record.